Purpureocillium takamizusanense is the source of this 3455-nucleotide messenger RNA. It is a transcript of the gene KAR3, whose product is annotated as kinesin-like nuclear fusion protein. Gene Ontology annotation, biological process: microtubule-based movement. The transcript is spliced from 5 exons. The coding region runs from base 1189 to 3183 and encodes 664 amino acids. NCBI's taxonomy places the organism in Eukaryota, Fungi, Ascomycota, Sordariomycetes, Hypocreales, Ophiocordycipitaceae. Gene Ontology annotation, molecular function: ATP binding; microtubule motor activity; microtubule binding. The record is from RefSeq and is a predicted model, not a curated record.
GACAGCUGCGAAGUUGCAUGUUCAAAACAGAGGGCCGACUGUGUACCAAAAUUACGGCGCGCAUCGAGAACCAACCCUCCCUCCACCUGACGCGAGGCAACCGCACCUUGCUUCUCGUCACCCGCUUCAACCUUGCCACAUAUCAACUGACCAGCCACUAUCCGCGCGACCGUCAUAGCACAGCAUUCCCAAUCCACAUCCGCGAACACUUCCUCUACGACGCCUCGUCCACCUGCGCCGGCCGACGGGGCCCUGCUCCUUGCCUUGCCGAUUUUGAUUCCGGUUUUCUUGAGUCGCAGGCACGACGCCACGGCCAUGGAGAGCUCGGAGAACCAAGUUGCGCAGCGAAACCCCAGCGCGCUGCCUAAGCCGAGCGCUCGUACGGCUACGAUGUCUGAAUGGACCGAAUCCCAGCAAAACUCCCGUGUCCAGACGGCCAUUCCAGCUCCGCCAAGCUCCAAGAUGGGGUUCAAGAGGGAGAUACCGCAGCCCACACAUCUGCCUGAACCCAAGCGGAAGCACACCAUCCCCACACCCACGACAUAUUCCUCAAAGACGCUCAAGCCGUCGCAAGCAAGAUCGGGUGUGCAAGGAAGCUCCUUGGUGGAGAUGGCAAAGCCAAAGGGUACUCCGGCCCUGUCGACGAGCAGCUUCGGGAAAUCCCUUGGUCUCAGCCGUGUUGCGCCACUCGAUCGAUCUACAAACGCGACUUUCAGAGCCUCGGGCCACCCAGUCCAUGGUCGCUCAAGGUCACAGAUCCAGCGGCCCCAAACCGCCCACGGGCAUCAUGACGGCGAGCAUCGAGGGGACCCGUCCACAAGCACCGGUAUGCCUCCCUCGAGCCAUCUCCGAAAGCGACCCAGCCUCGACCCGGUCCAAGUUUCCAAAGUCAGGGAGACCAAGAGCAAUCAGCUGUUGUUUGGAGCAAGGGAAAGUUCUCUGGAGGCCGAGUUUUGCGAUUUGACAAUCGAUGGGUCCAAGCCCACGUCUCGUUCAAUCGAGCGUCAAGUCGCAACCCGACCAAGCUCGCAAGUAGCGAUGCGCUCCACGACAACCGCGAGUUCGACAGAUGCGCCUUGUUCGUUAGACGAAAGGCAGCGUUCGGUGGCAACACGGGUUGCCUAGCAUGUGCCCAAGACGCCGACCGACAAGCAGUUGGAACGUCAGCUCCAGUUGGUUGAGCAUUCCAUGUCCAAGAUUGCGGCUGCCUCUCCCUCCCGAUCUCCCUCCCAAAAGAAGUUUCUGAAUAAGAGUUCUAACUUGACUGCCUACGCAGCCUGGGACGUUGACGGGCGAGUCGUCACAAUGGAAACACAGUUCAAAGAACUUCAAAAUAUGCUCAACACGACGCUCGCCCAGCGGAAGGGAGAAGACGAGGCAUUAGAACAGGCUAAAAGGAGAGUGUCAGAUUUGGAAGAGAAUCGCAGAAAGCUUGACGAGCGCAACGAGCAGCUCAAAGACGACCUCGAUGUGGCGAGAGAAGAGAAGCGACAGCUGCAACACGACAUGGAAAAACAACGAUGGGAGCACGCCCGCGCUGUCGACGACAUCGAGCGACGGCACCGCGAAACGACAGAUGACCUCUCGCGGCAGCAUCGGACGGCAGUCGACAAUCUCACUCGCGAGCUAGGUCAGCUCAAGGACCAAGAAACCAAGGAGCACCAACAGCGGCUGGACGCCUUGACGCGUCACUAUCAGCAAGAACUGGAGGAUGAGCGUCUCCGGAGGGAUCGCGAGGUGCAGGAGGUGAGGACACGAAUGAGCAACGAGUACCACGACAUGGAUAUGGCGCUUCAACGAAAGGACCGCGAAGUUCAAGAGAUGCGAGUAGAUGCCAACAACACACAGGCAGAGCUGGAUCGUGAGAAGGCGCUACGGAACAACCUGCAGGCCAGCCUCGCGGAGCUUUCCGCAUCCAACACGACGCUCGAGGCCAAGAUCAACUCGCUGAAGUCUCACAUUGAGUUUCUCGAGUCCGACAGCAAAGCUCAGUCCGAUUCGUUUUCCAGCAUGGAAGCGCGGCUCCAGGACGCGCUGCGAGUCGCCGAUGAAGCCAGACAGAAGCUCAUCAAGGAGGAGACGGAGCGCCGCGUCUUGUUCAAUAAGUAUCAAGAGUUGAAGGGCAAUAUUCGCGUCAUGUGCAGGGUGCGACCUGCGCUCGAUGGGAGUGAAGGCGAGGAGGCCAGAAUAUCAUUUCCCGAUGACAAGACGUCGGCCGAAAUCGUCUUGGCAGGACCCGAGGAGAGAAGCAGCUUGGGGGCGGUGUCGAGGAAGAACUACCCCUUCGAAUUCGAUAGGGUCUUCACGCCCGAGAAGCAAAACGAGGAAAUAUUCGACGAGAUCUCGCAGCUCGUGCAGAGCGCGCUGGACGGAUACAACGUAUGCAUAUUUUGCUAUGGUCAGACCGGCUCCGGCAAAACAUACACCAUGUCCUCAGACGACGGCAUGAUUCCGCGAGCCACGCACAUGAUUUACGACACCAUGACGAAGCUUAAGGAGAAAUCAUGGGAAUACACCAUGGAGGGCUCGUUUGUGGAAGUCUACAACGAAGACCUGCAUGACUUGCUGACGCCUACCGACCGCAACUCAUCCGACGGCAAGGCCAAAAAGCUCGAGAUACGGCACGACGAGGCCCGCAAGCAGACAAUCAUUGCCAAUUGCAAGUCGGUACAACUCAAUUCUGCAGCCAGCGUGGAGAAGAUACUCAGAGAGGCGCAAAGCAACCGCUCGGUGGCGGCAACCAAGGCCAAUGAGCGGUCAUCACGAUCGCACAGUGUUUUUAUCCUCAAGCUGGUCGGGGAAAAUUUGGCGACGGGGGAACGUUGCGAGGGGACCUUGAACCUUGUGGACUUGGCUGGCUCCGAGCGGCUCAAGCACUCGCAAGCCGAGGGCGACCGGAUGAAGGAGACGCAGAACAUCAACAAGAGCCUCAGUUGCCUCGGCGAUGUCAUUGAGGCGCUGGGGAGGGGCACGGGACACGUUCCCUACCGCAACUCGAAGCUAACGCAUCUGUUGCAGUAUAGCCUCGGGGGCAACAGCAAGACGCUAAUGUUUGUCAUGGUCUCACCACUCGAGACGCAUCUGAAGGAGACUCUGACUAGUUUGAGGUUUGCCACAAAGGUGCACAAUACCCACAUUGGCACUGCGAAGGCAACAAAGAGGAUCAAGUCGGCCGACUCAUGAGAGCUCUGUCCCAUGUCCACAAGGGAGGCGACAUAGCAUGGACUGUACGAAUCUGUUUGUAGCGUAGCGGUGCGUUGCUCGUUUGAGCAAUUGAAGAAGAGUAUUGAGCUAUACAUAUGACCCCGUCUCUGACAGCAGCUCAGCAGGUGGCACUACCCUGUAUCUAUAAGUUUUCGCACAUGUAGGGGGUUGCUUGAGUCCUUGUCGUUUACCUCGACCUGACAAUGCAGAGCGCUCAUCGAGCGCUGAAAUGUAACGAAAGUGAGGGGCCA